AUGCACCCAACUCGCAAGCUCAAGAAGCCGCAGACUUCUUGUUCCAAGUUCGAUUUGGAAGAGAUUAUUGGGUUAACGACGACGAAUGGCAACGGAUUGGCUUCUAGCUUUUACGAUUCCAAGUUUGUUUAUAUCGCAGGGUGUGUUGUGGUGCUUUACGACGUCGAUUUAGGGACCCAGUCACACCUUAUCGUGUCUAAUCGUUCGCCCAAGCCGUUGACCUGUGUUGCUGUCUCUCAAGAUGGAAGUUACGUUGCAGCUGGAGAGUCAGGACACCAACCUGCCAUAGUGGUGUGGAGCUCUGCAACUUUGGCUUCUGUUUCAGAACUGAAAGGCCAUCGAUAUGGUGUAGCUUGCAUGGCUUUUUCACCUGAUGGUAAGCAUCUAGUAUCGGUUGGAUUCCCUCAAGAUGGAUACCUAUGCCUUUGGGAUUGGCGAAGUGGGAGACUAGUUAAAAAGCUGAAAGCAUGUUCAUCUUUUUCGGCUGUGGCAUCUGUUAGCUUUUCAGUGGAUGCAAAUUUCAUCUUGACUGCUGGAAAGAGGCAUUUGAAGACAUGGACAGUUGGAUUGCCUACCAAAUCUCGAGCUAAAACGGACUCAUUAUCACCUAGUAUGCAUGGAAAAACUGUUAAUCUCGGUCAUCACAAAGGUUGUACAUUUAUAGCUAUCACAUCAUCUUUGAAGACUAAAGGGAAUCUAGCUGAUGGCAAGAGUGGUGAACUGGUACUUGUUUAUGCGUUAACCGAUUCAGGUGUUUUAUGCCUUCUACACGGUGGGUUGACAAUUACACAUUCGGUGAAUCUAAAGGUUGAGAAAGGCUAUGCAUUAUCUGCAUCAAGAGAGUUCAUUGCUUGUGCAUGCAAUAAUGGAGUGGUAAAGCUGUACACCGUUGGUUCCCUUGGAUAUGCUGGAAGCUUACAGUAUAGUGAAGACAAACAAAGCAACAAGACAUCCAAUACCCAAUGCCACUCGGAAGUCUCCCAAGAGGGAAUUCAACACCCACCUACCUUUCCAGAUGCAAUAGCUUGUCAAUUCUCCAACUCAGAAAAGCUUGUGGUGGUCUACAGAGACCAUAGUCUCUAUAUUUGGAACAUUCAUGGAAAAUUCCAGGCUACCAAGUGUUGUGUGCUAGUUUCACAUAGUGCCUGUAUAUGGGAUGUCCAGAAUCUUUCAUGUGAAAACAUGCAUGAUCCUUCUCUUGCAUGCGUUGCUAGAGGUUGCAAUGGUGGAGUUUCCUUUGCAACAUGUUCAGCAGAUGGUACUAUUAGGCUAUGGGAUCUUGCCUUGCAAUCUGAACCACCAGAACCAGUUGGCACGUCCUGUUUAGUAGGUGCUGGAACUUUUGAACGUGAAUCAGUAGUAUCAGGUGUUAUCACUCAAGGGUAUCGAUCUAUGGCAGUUAGUUCAGAUGGAAAGCACCUUGCUGCUGGUGAUUCUGAUGGAAACCUGCAUAUCUUUAACUUAAACACAACUGACUAUACAUGCAUACAGGAUGUUCAUAAAGCAGAAAUUCUUUCUUUAGAUUUCAGCUUGCCAAUCAAAAAGAAAAUGAAUUCUGCUGAGGAUUUAGAAAGCUACUAUUUUCUAGCUUCAGGAGGAGGAGACAGAAUGAUACAACUUUUUGAUGUAAACAGGAAUUUUGAUUUGAUAGCAAGUAUUGAUGAUCAUUCAGCUGCUGUGACUUCGGUAAAACUCACUGGAAAUGGGCGGAAGAUCAUCAGUUGUAGUUCUGAUAGGUCUCUAAUCCUUCGAGAUGUUGCUGGAAGGGGUAUGGAGUAUGAUAUUUCUCAUUCACAUCAGCAUAUCGCAUCUUGUGGAACUGUAUAUGAUAUAGCCAUGGAUCCAACGACAGAGACUGCUGUCACAGUGGGGCAGGAUAAGAGGAUAAACAUGUUUGACAUUGCUGCUGGGCAAGUAAUUAGAUCAUUUAAGCAGAGCGGAGAUUUCGGAGAUCCAAUAAAAGUUGUUCUAGACCCAAGUUGCAGCUACUUGGUGUGCUCUUACUCUGAUAAGUCUAUUUGCAUGUAUGAUUUUAUGAGUGGCGAGAUGGUUGCAUUUGGAAUGGGGCAUGGUGAAGCCAUUAAUGGGAUCAUCUUUUUACCUGACUGCAAGCAUCUGGUUUCUGUAGGAAGUGAUGGAUGUAUAUUUAUUUGGAAAGUGCCUACACUUUUGACCUCAAGAAUGUUGCAAAGGAUCAAGGAAAAAUUUUGUUCAUUGUCCCCAAGUACAAUUGCUCAAUGUGCUCAAAUCAAUUAUUUCGAAGAAAAUUAUCUCAGAUCGCAACGCACAGCUAGAGCUGUGCUUUGUGAAGGAAAAUGCCCUCAAGAGACGUCGACAUUCAGAUUUAGUGUCUCAAGACUUCCACAGUGGGCAAAAUCCAAAGUCACCAGUCCUUUGGUUAUCCCCAUGGAUCCUAUAUUAUGCGAGGUAGCUGAACGAGAAGACCAUUCUCCCUCAAAAUCACUUAGUGGGGGAAAUGCUCCUGUGGACCUUGUACUACAUACGCCAUCCAACCAUAAUACAGAGAGAUUUACUCGAAGUAGUUCAUCUGGUACGAGUAACAGCAAAGCUUCAACUACCCAAGGAGCUUGCAGGAGCUUUGCAUUGGACAAACGUUGGUUAACUAUUCAUACUGUAUGUUUAGAUCUUCUAAAUUCUCCUGAGGCUUACAACACCAAGGAACGAAGUGUGCCCUUAUCUUCAAAUUUAUCACAGAGCCAUGCUUUAGAGACAACCGACAUCGAGUCCAUGAAUCAUGGUGCAGCCAAAUUUUGUUUGAGUGGCACCUCUUACAACCACCAUGAUGUUGAGCCGGCUGCAUGCCUAAAUGUUCAUAUCGGAUUGAAUGAUUCUGCCUGUUUGAGCAACAUCAUUGGUCAGCAUCAGUGCAAUGAAGCAAGUGAUUCACCCGAAGAAUUUACCCAUGGAAGUUCGGAGCAGUUGCAACUUUCAACAUCUGUGAACCAAAUCCCUGAUAAUUGCAUCCUGAAUUCUGGCAAUAAUUCAGCAAACUUCAAGGUUACUAGUCUUUAA
This is a messenger RNA of Cynara cardunculus var. scolymus (artichoke), 3033 nucleotides long. Its product is annotated as mitogen-activated protein kinase-binding protein 1. Gene Ontology annotation, cellular component: mitotic spindle. Gene Ontology annotation, biological process: regulation of mitotic cell cycle; mitotic spindle organization. Bases 1 to 3033 code for a protein of 1010 amino acids. NCBI's taxonomy places the organism in Eukaryota, Viridiplantae, Streptophyta, Magnoliopsida, Asterales, Asteraceae. Gene Ontology annotation, molecular function: protein binding. The record is from RefSeq and is a predicted model, not a curated record. The transcript has 18 exons.